GCUGCGGUCGAAACAAAUGUUGUAAAGAAAAGCAAGAUUAAUGAAGUUUUUGAUAACAUGAGAAAUCGAAAUAUAUAUAUUUUAUGCGAACUGUUCAGACCAUUAUCAGAAACGGACGUGGAGGACCGGUUCGAGAUGAUAGCUCAAAACACUACUGUUGAGAUUGAUCUUCCUGAAGAUAUCAAGGAAUAUCUUCAUAGUUCGCUCAGCGGAGAUAUUAAAAAUACAUUGUCGGAAUCUGUCGACACUUUUUAUUUUACUACCACUAAUGGUGGCUUGCAAACAGACAGCGACGGAAAAGCUUGGUCCAACCAAACGGUCUAUCGAAUUUUGGAUCUAUUUUCGAUGUUUUUUAGAAAUUUGACAUCAGGAAUUGCCUUUGGGGAAAUCGUAAAUAAGGCACACAAAGAUAGAGUUUAUAACAUGAAUGCUGAUCAAAAACCGUCAAAUUCAAGGAGAGGCGACAAGAACGAUGCUGUCUUACAUCAGAACAAUAACGCUACAAUUAUAUAUGAACAGUCCUUUGGACCCACAGAAUUUGACGCAACACAUCAUAUGGGAGAUAUAACGAAACUAGCACGUAACGGAGUAGAUGAUUUAAAUUAUCACUUCUUACAAUAUAAAAAAUCUUCCAUAACAACAGCGAAAAAAUUCAAAUCCGUCGGAAUCCAUGGUUAUAGUAGAACGACAGUUUUUAAAGGAGAAAUGGGCAUGGAAGACGCAAUUAAUGAUAAUUGUUCUAAUUGUGUGUGCAAUUGGAUGGCAAUUCCGGAUAACACUUCAGAAGCAAAAAGAACAAAAUAA
Scutellospora calospora is the source of this 804-nucleotide messenger RNA. NCBI's taxonomy places the organism in Eukaryota, Fungi, Glomeromycota, Glomeromycetes, Diversisporales, Gigasporaceae. The record is from the annotation of a GenBank genome assembly.